This is a messenger RNA of Cylindrotheca closterium, 3717 nucleotides long. Lineage: Eukaryota; Bacillariophyta; Bacillariophyceae; Bacillariales; Bacillariaceae. The record is from the annotation of a GenBank genome assembly.
AUGCAGAAACAGCCAAGCUUUACCGUAAGAGCACCAAGAGGAUCCAAAGUGACGGCACAAACCAUGACUUCAGAAGCGGACGGUCUCAGUGUUGUCAGUCUCUCCUCCCACCAUGAUGAUGAUAGGCUGACUGACACGAAAUCCAUAACCUCGAAUGGGACGAGCAUCAAUAGAAAAGACGAAUUGAAGAAGCUGCGAAAGGAUCCUUGGAUUCAGUCCCUUCGGUUCCUCUCCCUCUGUGUACUAUUAGUUGUUGCAUACGUCGUGGCGAUGACGGUUUAUGUUAGUCUGAAGGAAUCAGAGCAAGUGGCGUUUGAAACUAAGUUUCAGGAUCAGGCUGCCCAGAUCAGUCAGUCUCUCGCUACCGAACUGACACUCAAACUGCGGGCACUCGAUUCAUUGUCGGUAUCCAUCGCAACUCAUGCAGCUUCAGUUGGGAAUACUUGGCCAAACAUUACUAUGCCAGAGUUUGGCUACAGAUCAGCUAGCACUCUCAAGAUUGGAAAGGCAAUAUCAGUGGGCAUGCACCCAAUCGUGACACGGGAAGAACUUCAGGGGUGGCAAGAAUAUUCAAGCGCAAAUGCUGAAAGUUGGCGACAACAGGGCUUUGACUUUCAAGAAUCCUUUCCAGAGGCAUUACCAGAAGAACGUCGGGACGAAGAGUCUUUGUUUCCGAACCCGAAUGUCGACAACAAUACCAUUCCUCCAGCAUCCGAGUUUGUGUUUGAGAUCACCCCCGAUGGCAAGCCCAUACAAUACGAAAGCAACAUUAUGAUCCCGAUUUGGCAGCACAGUCCUGUGGAUCAUGGGUUACCAUACAUUAACAAGGAUCAAAUUGGAUACAAAGGCAACACUGCAGCUCUAGCGGAAGUUUUUGAAAACAAAACCGCAGUGGUUGGACUCGUCUUUGAGCUAUCCGACACCAUCCAUGGAAACUCAUAUGAACGAUUGAACGCAAGGUACCAAGAUUCAGAAUGGGCCGAUAUUUGGCAAGGAAACCCCAAAGAAACUAGUGACUUUCUUGAGGGCGAGAAUGGAGACACUCGAAGAGGGAUCAACCCGCAGUUGUACGGACCCGCUACCAACAUUUGGUAUCCCAUGUAUGAGCAAGUGGGGCAAACCAAAGUUGGCUUUGAACGAAGUGAUUAUACUGAAGUGGCCAUUCUGAGUUUGACCGUCAAGUGGAGUUCAUUCUUUCUGGAACACAUCCCCCCUGCUACCAAUGGACUUAUUGUCGUCAUGAGGAAUGCAUGUGAUCAAGUAUUCACCUUUGAUCUCACUGGAGAAGAAGUAACUUAUCUCGGACCCGAAGACUUCCACGAAGAGGAAUAUGAAUUCUACCUACAAACUGUCGCACUCACUGGAACUGAAUCCAUUUAUACCGGCACUCCCCUGUCGAGAAACUUUUGUCCUUAUUCGGUCGAUAUUUAUCCAUCGUCAAAAAUGAGAAGCACCUUUUCCAGCAAGAACCCCCAAAGUUUCACCAUCGGCGUGGCCUGCAUCUUCCUCUUUACGAUUGUUGUCUUUGUAUUCUACGAUUUCCUCGUCCAGCGAAGACAGACAUUCUUGGCGGACGCUGCGGACAAGUCGAACGCGAUUGUUUCGGCACUCUUUCCCCAGAUUGUGCGGGAUCGAUUGUUUGACCAUGGCAAAGACCCAAAGGAACAGAAGAAAAACCAAUUCGAGGUGCAACCGGGCCGAGGGUCCGUGACACCCUACGCACACACUAAAAAUUCUCCGCCCAUUGCCGAUUUGUUCCCCAAUACGACUGUCAUGUUUGGGGACAUUUCUGGCUUUACCGCCUGGAGUAGUUCACGCCAGCCGUCAGAGGUUUUUAUCCUCCUGGAGACGUUAUAUGGUGCCUUCGAUAAGGUAGCUAAGGAAUUGGAAGUCUUCAAGGUUGAAACGAUUGGAGACUGCUAUAUGGCGGUGACCGGUUUGCCAAAUCCACAGCACGACCAUCAUUUGCGUAUGGUGAGAUUUGCCCGAUACCUCUUGCAGGAGACCAGUGUAUUGACGCAGGAAUUGGAAGUGACUCUUGGACCGGACACGACCAACCUUGCAUUCCGUGUUGGAAUGCACUCUGGUCCAGUCACUGCUGGAGUGCUGCGUGGAGAAAAAUCGCGCUUCCAGCUUUUCGGAGACACUGUCAACACGGCAUCGAGAAUGGAGUCUACGGGCAAACCAAACAUGGUUCAAGUUUCGCAAUCAACAGCAGAUCUAAUCAUCGCUUCUGGCAAAGGUCACUGGAUGAAAAAACGAGAACAUCGCGUUCAAGCCAAAGGCAAAGGGGAGGUCCAAACGUACUGGAUCAAGACCAAGGUUUCUUCUUCUUCCAAUGGAAGGUCUUCCACCUUUUCAGAAGGAGAAACUGCAUCGAAUGCUGGAUCGAAUGAAAAAAGCAUGGGGCAGAUGUUCUAUGGCAACGGAUCCCAGGACGGUAGCCAUGACCUUGCUGGCAGUGACAGUAGCGACGACGAAGAUGAAAAGAAGCAGGACCUUGAGGCCUCCUUCAAGCGUCUUGGCAUUCGCAAGUCACUCAUUGACUGGCAAGUGGAUGUUCUUUCGCGUCUCUUGAAACAGAUUGUCUUUCAUCGCAAAAACGUGAGCCAAGCGUCACAGGCAAGUUUGGACGUUUCCUCUGAAGAAAGCACCACCAAACCACGAGAUUCCAUUGCCGAAUGCAUUCGAAUGCCCGAUUAUGGUGCCUAUAACACGACGGAAUCGAACGGAGUGGACGGUUUGGAGCUACCCGACAAGGUGCUGAAACAGUUGGAAGAUUUGGUGACCUCCAUUGCGCAACUAUACCGGAGCAAUGCCUUUCACAAUUUUGAGCAUGCCUGUCACGUGACCAUGAGCGCCAACAAGCUUUUGAAACGAAUUGUGUCGCCCGAUCGCACGGUGGACGAUUUUGAUGCUUCCAUUCGGUCGAACCAUGGUACCACCUUUGGAUUGGCCUCGGACCCCUUGACUCAAUUUGCCAUUGUCUUUUCGGCCAUUAUUCAUGACGUGGACCACGCGGGUGUGAGUAAUGCGCAACUGGGCAAGGAAAAUAGCCGGAUUGCCACCAUGUACAACAACCAAAGUUUGGCCGAACAAAACUCGAUUGAAUUGACCUUUGCUGUUUUGACGUCGGGAACCUAUUCGGAUUUGAUGGGUUGCAUCUGCGCGAAUCAAGAAGAAUACCAACGAUUCCGGCAAUUGGUGAUCAAUUGUGUCAUGGCCACGGAUAUUUUCGAUAAGGAGCUAAAAGAAUUCCGCAACAAUCGAUGGGUCAAGGCCUUCAGUGAUACCACCGAGUCAGCAGCGAAUUUGAAGGCUACGAUCGUGAUUGAGCACAUCCUCCAAGCUGCAGAUGUUGCUCACACGAUGCAACAUUGGCGUGUCUACAAACGAUGGAACGAGAUGUUGUUUCAAGAAAUGUGCACUGCUCAUGCGGAAGGCCGUGGGCUGGAAAAGGAUCCAUCGGAAGGAUGGUAUCAAGGGGAACUAUGGUUCUUUGACAACUACGUGAUUCCGCUCGCCAAGAAAUUGGACGACUGCGGAGUCUUUGGUGUCUCGAGUGACGAGUGCCUGAAUUACGCGAUGGAAAAUCGCAAGGAAUGGGAAGAAAAGGGCAAGUCGAUUGUCGAAGAGAUGAAGGCAAAUUUCCGCCAAAAACAUGUUCAGUGGGAUGAUGAAAAUGAGGAAAGCGAGGGGGAUGCAUUUUGUAGUUGA